AAAAGGCCCCUUGGGGCAGCGAGGGAAGCGCAGUCUGUCACGGUGUCUUCUCGGAAAAUGCCUCGGGGUUUCCUGGUGAAGCGGAGCCGGAGGCCUGGGGGCUGCUACCGGGUGCGCCCUGGAGACAGCACCCCUCUGGAGGACCCUCGGAGGGAGGAAGAGGAGAAGCCUCGGGAGGCGCCUCAGCUGGAGUCUCCUUUGGCGGCCGCUUGGAGCGCGGGAAACUCACCCGAGGCCGCUGUGGAGGAGGAGCCCAAGCCCCCGGAGAAGCCGCCGCUGGAGGAGGAGGAGAAGCCGCCUCUGCUCCCUCGCACGCCGCUGCCCUUCCCGCUGCCCUUGCCUUCCUCCCUGAAGCGGCCCCCGCGGCCCAAGAAGCCCAAGGCGGCGCGCAAGCUGAGCUUCGCCGACGAAGUGACCACUUCCCCGGUGCUGGGGCUGCGCAUCAAGGCAGCCACGGAGGGGGCGGAGGAGGGCUCUCGCCGGCUGCUCUCCUCGCGGGGCGGUUUCGUGUGCCAGCUGUGCAAGGAGCCCUACGCCGACCCCCUGGCGCUGGCCCAGCACCGCUGCUCCCGCAUCGUGCGCGUCGAGUACCGCUGCCCCGAGUGCCACAAGGUCUUCAGCUGCCCGGCCAACCUGGCCUCGCACCGCCGCUGGCACAAGCCCCGCCCGACGGCGCAAGCCGCCGCCGUUCAAGGCAAGGAGAACAGCCGGGAUCAGCACCACGGAGCCGGGAUCAGCACCGCGGACAGCGGCGGCGCCUGCUGCAGAGGGGAAGCCUCCGAGAGCGGCUCGGCGGCGGCUCCUCCCGGAGGGGAGCUCUUCCUCUGCCCCUACUGCCACAAAGCCUUCCGGCGGCAGGCGUACCUGCGCAAACACCUGGGCACUCACCAAGUCGGCGGCCCCUCUGCCUCCUCUUCCUCCUCCUCCUCCUCUUCCUACAGUCCUCAGCCUCAGCAGAUCAGCUUCCCUUGCCACUUGUGCGGGGCGCACUUCCCCUCGGCGGACAUCAGGGACAAGCACCGGCUCUGGCACGCCGUGCGGGAGGAGCUGCUCCUGCCUUUGGGGCCGCCCGAAACCCACAUCGCUGAGCAGCAGCCCCAGCCCCACCACCACCAGCAGCAGAUCUUCUCCUGCAAGCACUGCCCCUCCACUUUCUUCAGCUCGCCGGGGCUCACCCGGCACAUCAACAAGUGCCACCCGUCCGAGCACAGGCAGGUCCUCCUCCUGCAGAUGCCUCUCCGACCGGGAUGCUGAAGACUUGGGCGGAAAAGAACUACCAAAUGCAAGGCUUGCAAGCAGGACCAUAGCCAGAAAAAUAUUUCGGGGGGAGGGGGGAAGGGAGGGGAGUUGAAACUUUUUAAAGAGUAGUUCCAUAACUCAAAACUAAUCUAGAAAUCAGGCUCCAUCAAUAAACUUCAGUGGACACUCAAGACAGAUAAACUUCAGUGGACACUCAUGGGGAUUUGGUUAAUCAGUAAAAAUUCAUGAGUAAACCAGGUUUUGUUUUAAACCUGAAAAAUUUCGGGGGGGGGGAGGGGGGUUGAACACCUAACUCCCCUUGGUUACAGCCCUGCUUGGAAGUCCUCCUCCCUUGGAAGCAUUCCUUUAACUCGUCCGCCUCCCCCUUUCGCCCCGUAGCCUUGUCCUUCUUUCACUGCCUGAGCACCAAGUCCAAAAUACCCGAUGGCCGCCUGUUUGCUCAUGCCCGGUGUAGAUGCACCUCUUUUCUACUCUAGGUACACAUAGGGUGCAUUUAGAGCAGGCAUGGGCAAACUCUGACCCUCUGGGUGUUUUGGACUUCAACUCAGGUGGCCUUCUGUGUGUCUGGCGCAUCUAGAAUGAUUGCAGUUUCACACCUGCCCUUGCUCAAUGCUGCGGGAUCCUGGGUGUGAUACCAGUACUCUUUGGCAGAGGAGGUUAAAGAUCACGUCAAACCGCUACUUCCAAGAUUCCAUAGCAAAGUAGCCAGGCUGCAAUUAUUCUAUAGCAGGAAUGGACAAACUUUGGCCCUCCAGGUGCUUUGGAUUUCAACUCCCACAAUUCCUAACAGGCUGUUAGGAAUUGUGGGAGUUAAAAUCCAAAACACCUGGAGAGCCAAAGUUUGCCCAUGCCUGUUCUACAGUGUAGGUCAGGCAUGAGCAAACUUCGGCUUUUAGGAAUUGUGAGAGUUGAAGUACUAAACACCUGGAAGGCCGAAGUUUGCUCAUGCCUAGUGUAGAUGCAUCUCUUUUCAACUCUAGGUCAACAUAGGGUGCGUGUAGAAAGAAUGCAAUUUGACUCCUCUUUAACUGCCAUGCGUCAGUGCUAUGGAAUCCUAGAAUUUAAGUUAUUUUACAAGGUAUUUUAGCUUCCCUGCCAAAGAGUGCUUGCCAAACUAUAACUCCCAGGAUUCUACAGCACUCAGCUGUGGCAGUAAAAGGGGCCUCCAACUGCAUUCAUUCUACAAUGUAUCUCAGGCAUGGUCCUCCAGGUGUUUUGGAUUUCAACUCCCACAAUUCCUAGCAGCCGGCCUGGUAUAGAUGCACCUCAAGUUCGAAGAGCACAGCCAAAGUGAAUUAAUACUUUUAAAAGAGCCGUGCCAAAUGGGUUUUUAUUAAUGAUCAUAAAUUGUCCUUGCUGCCUUAUAGAGGGGUUAGAAUGAGGAGUACAUUAUGUAAAACUUCCCUUCUGCUGAAAUUGUUUCAGCAAAACCAUAUGCUUUAGGGAGAAGGUACCCCUUCCACCUUAAGACUUAAAAACUACCCUGCAUUGAGAAAGAAAUUUUUUAUGUGCGCUUAAUAUUACAGUAUAGCCAAACCUAGAGCCAUCUGUGUGCCUAACUUGUGUAAGUUGCCGGGGAAGAGUGGGACCUAGACAAUGUUCAUUCUAUUUAUUCCUGUACCUGGGAUUAAAGUAUAUCCCAACACUUAUUAACAACACCAGAGGGGGGAGAACGAGACAGUCUUUAUAUAUUUAAUUGCUGGAAACUGCUUCCCCAGCUUCUGGUUUUAAAACAUUUAAUUUGCCGUGAAGUGUUUAUUUGUUGUACCCUGUAUUGCAAUAUAGUCAGAUAUUAGUAGCAAGUCAGCAUCUCAUCCUGUCAAACCCUUACAAGUGCUUCUUCUUCUGUCUGCUCUUGCUCAUUACUGGCUAUUAAAUUCUGGAUUGGUGAUGGUUUUUUUAA
Molecule: messenger RNA, 3163 nt
Organism: Anolis carolinensis (green anole)
Lineage: Eukaryota; Metazoa; Chordata; Lepidosauria; Squamata; Anolidae
Gene: insm2
Product: INSM transcriptional repressor 2
Exons: 1
Coding region: 58-1254 (398 amino acids)
Biological process (GO): regulation of cell cycle process; negative regulation of transcription by RNA polymerase II; neuron differentiation
Cellular component (GO): nucleus; transcription repressor complex
Molecular function (GO): DNA-binding transcription repressor activity, RNA polymerase II-specific; RNA polymerase II cis-regulatory region sequence-specific DNA binding
Source: RefSeq, a predicted model, not a curated record